ACAUGCACGAGUUGGAGAAGGUUGACAGACUACCGCAUCGAGCUGGAACAAGGGGCCAUCCGACCGUACAGCGACAAUUUCGGCUCAGCCAACCGGAACUGGAAGAAUUGCAGCAGCAGUUGGAUUACCUUCUGACGAAAGGUUUUAUCCGGCCUAGCACCUCCCCAUACGCUGCCCCGAUUCUAUUCACCCCGAAGAAGGAUGCAGGAUUCCGCAUGUGCAUCGAUUACCGCGCCCUCAACAGGAUCACAAUCAAGUCGCGUUACCCGAUGCCGCGAGCCGACGAUCUACUCGACCAACUUCGCGGAGCCAAGUUCUUCUUGAAAAUUGAUUUGCGAAGAGGUUACCAUCAAAUUCGCGUUGCCGCCGACGAUUGUCUCAAAACUGCCUUCCGAACCCGCUACGGCAGGUACGAAUACCUGGUGAUGCCUUUUGGCCUCACGAACGCGCCCUUGACAUUCCAGAUAACCAUGAACGACGUUUUCAGGGAACUCUUGGAUAAAUGCGUCAUUAUCUACCUCGACGACAUCCUAAUCUACAGCCGCAGCAGGGAGCAACACUUAAAGGAUCUUGAUGCAGUCUUCACGCUGCUGCACAAGAACCGCCUCAUCACGAAAGGGCAAGCUGACCAACUGAAGAUCGCCCUCAUGUCGCCGCCCAUUCUUCGCAUCUCCGAUCCUGACCGUCCAUAUGAAGUCAUCACCGACGCCAGCAACAUCGCCAUCGGCGCAGUUCUCCUACAGGAUUUCGGCGACGGGUUACAGCCAGUCGCCUACGAAUCACGGAAGCUGCAGGGCGCGGAGAAAAAAUACAUAGUCCACGACAAGGAAAUGUUGGCGAUCGUCCACGCGUUCAAAACCUGGCGGUGUUACCUGACAGGCACUGACGUCACGGUGUGAACUGACCACAAAUCCUUACAG
Messenger RNA from Closterium sp. NIES-67, 920 nucleotides. Lineage: Eukaryota; Viridiplantae; Streptophyta; Zygnematophyceae; Desmidiales; Closteriaceae. The record is from the annotation of a GenBank genome assembly.